CUUUCUUCUAUGGGUGACUAUGACAAAAAGGAACCGUCGAUGCGUUCACCGGGAUUAGAAAUGCUGGCGGAGUCUUUACCGAAGUUAAUGGAAAACGAGCCCGAGUCUUCUGCCGUCGGUACAGGAAUGUCUUCACCGCCCCGAAUGCGGCUUUAUGCAUCGCCCUUGAAUCUCUUUUCAAGGAAACCCACUCAUCAACAGCACAGAACUCUCUCACCGGUCCUACGGCAAACUUCACACCCGGAUCGAAAUCAGUUUACAGAGCUUCCAUCUUCCUACCCCGGCAUUCUCCUUGUGGACGCAGGUCGACCAUCCGCCGAAAGAGAAUCGACUUCUCCUUCAUCGUCUGACUCUAUUGCCAAGUUCAGUGAUGAGGAUUUGAGGCCGUCACGAACAGACAUGCCAACUAAUGUUUACGAAUACCCGUCGUCACUUUCAAUAUCCUCAUCAGAAAGUGGGGAUUAUACACUCCCAGUAAAACAAAGAUCAGCAGAUUUACAGCCCUCUGGUAUGAGAUCUAGAAAAUCGCUUAACAUUCCGUCACACUUUAAAGUCAUCAGGCAGCCGUCUAACGAAAAGAUCCUUGAGGACUCCAUUUACGUAGCCCCAAACAAACCGCCUUUGAGUAUUCCUCAGAAUCUAGCAUUUGAAAUUAAGUCUGAGGAUCACAUAACAACUAAAAGCAUUUCCAAUGACCUGAUGAAUGUGAAAUUAAGAAAUGGUACGCUAAGAAGAAUCCCGCCGAAGAAUUUUGGAUUUAUGCGAUUGUUUAAAGCAAAAUAUCUUGGUUCAAAAUUGGAUCUGAAAAAUCAAACUCAAGAAAAGCACUUGAAAGAAAGAAAUGAAGGGAAUAUUCUAAACAUGAACAAAAGAAAUGAGGUUCAACAAAAAGAAGUCAGUAAACUUGUUCCUACAUUUCCUACAACCCUGAACGAUACGUUUCUCCAGCGGAGAGGACACGCCCAAGAGAAUCUCCGAAGGAAACGUUCCGGAGGGAGUCGGUGGGUGUGGGGCACGCCCGGCCGGAGCACCACCACGGCGCCGCAGCUCACGACAGCCGUCCGCCUCGACACUCAGGUGGCUGACGCUUUUCCAGAUAAUGUUCCAGAGCGCCACUUUCCAGUAUCGUAUGACGGAGAUCAAAAUUUCGACCACCAUCCGCAGCAUGUUCUGGCGUCUCCAGGUGAAGAAUAUAAUUCUGACGAAGAUAAAGACUCGCCGUUCUUACAGGAUACUGAUGCGAGUUUUACAAGCGAACCAAACUAUAACCGAAUGCCAUCCAACAGGGACGCCAUAGACCGUGAUUACAGUCACGUAUAUCACCCAACCUCUUCCUAUAGCUAUAUACAACCAGAACACCAAAACUACCACAGUGAACCUGUCGAUUACAACUACCACAGUCACCCAAACGACCACAACUACCACAAUCAACCACAGGGCUACAAUUACCACAGGAAGGAGAAGCCUCAUCAUCCAAUCGAAACGAAAUUCAGCUUGACCUUCCCAGUAAACAAAACGAUGUCCUUCAGAUGGUUUAAAGCCCUGACGAUGAAUGCAUCCUUCACUGACAUACAUAACCCUUUCAAACCGUUUCUGCAAUUCGGAUUUUCUUCUGGGAUGGAACCGGUGUACCAUCCUCACACAGGCUACGAGACCCAUCACGGACACCACACAUCCCAGUACAAACGCCAGAUGGACAUUUCCUCAGAUGACACACCUGGUGACCGGUAUGUUUCUGAAGAUUCGCAAGAUAGCUCCUUCGACAUCCUCAAUUUCUUGCCAAAGAUAGGCCUAAGUUUUGCGCGAGGAAAAGAAAAAGCCGCGUCCGCUUUCGAUCCUCUGGGGAUCAUAAUGCAAGGGUGGGAUUCCUUAAAGAACUUUUUCGGGGCGUCGGACGAGACUGGCGAAGAAAAGAGCGAAACAGCAUAUGUCCCUGAAUAUGUCUCCACGACAGAGAACUAUGGGCAACCAAGUGAAACUUACAUACUGUCUGAAGAAGUUCACGACCCAUAUAUCAGUACAUAUGAGCCACAUACAAGGAAGCCCUCUUUACGGUUCUACGAAACGUCAGCAGAGGACCAGUCGCACAUUCAUAUAGGGAAGUACACGCCACCUGUAAUUUAUAUACCAGUCGAGGAAAUGUACGACUCUUCUUCAGCGACCUUCUUUCAGUCAAAAGAAGCGUACACCCAAGCGUAUACCCCGACAACCGGAACGCACACAACCCACACCAAUGCAUACGCUGUGACAGAGGGAACGCCUUUUCCAUCUGCAGGGAUGAACACACAACCACGAGAUUAAGAACAGACAUUCCCGACCCAGAGCAUGCUACCUCAGGAAAUAUUUAACCUCAUGGACAGUCAGGACCAGGGUAUAGGAACCCCAAGCUAUGGACCCCACGCUCGAUUCAUGGGAUGGUCAGCAAAGGGACGGAAAUCCCUUCCACGUGGUCAAAACGCCGAACCUUCCACAGUCAACCCAAAAUAAAAAAAACAAAAGCUGCUCAGUAUAUCAUAAAGUAGGUCCAUUGCUUUUAUCAUAGAUUUCAGUGGUACGAUAUGUAUAAUUUGAUAGUAAUUUAUACCGGUCUGAGUAAAUGAUGUUAACUGCAAGCAUUGCAUGAUUUUUGCGUGAUUACUUGCUACAUUAUGCGAUGCAAUUAUGGAAAUCAAGCUGCAGUUGACGAAACGCUAGGUCAUCAACUAUUCAGAAUCGUUUACUCUCAGCGAUAAGCAUUCUUCGACACAAAUCAUGCAUCACGCCAUGAAACCACAGCUCGGACAUGGUCACUGUUGCAUAAUUGCGUCUCCCACCUGAAGACCAUUAAGCAACAAAUUAUAAAAUGUGUCGUCAAGCAGUUAGUACCUGAUACAUGAAAAUAUCUCCCCCUAUUUGCUAUUUAGCUGUAUAUUAAUGUAUCUCAAGAGUUUGCAUACUUCCACAACAUUUAAUUUAAUAUUCAAUUUUAUGGU
Molecule: messenger RNA, 2972 nt
Organism: Penaeus monodon (black tiger shrimp)
Lineage: Eukaryota; Metazoa; Arthropoda; Malacostraca; Decapoda; Penaeidae
Exons: 2
Coding region: 10-2301 (763 amino acids)
Source: RefSeq, a predicted model, not a curated record